AUGAUUGAGAUAACUGAUACACAAAAGAUAGGCGUUGGCCUGGCUGGGUUUGGAAUGACGUUUCUGUUCCUUGGAGUACUAUUAUUAUUUGAUAAGGGGCUUCUGGCUAUUGGAAAUAUUUUAUUUAUAAGUGGUCUUGCAUGUGUUAUUGGACUACAAAGGACGUUUUUCUUCUUCUUCCAAAGGCAUAAGAUUAAAGCUUCUAUUGCUUUCUUUGGGGGAAUAACAGUUGUUUUGCUGGGAUGGCCAGUGUUUGGCAUGAUUGCUGAAAUAUACGGGUUUUUACUACUAUUUAGGGGUUUCCUACCAGCCGCAGUGAACUUCCUCAGAAUGGUGCCAGUUGUUGGUUCACUACUUAGCCUACCGAUCAUAGGAGGGAUUGUUGACCGGAUAGCAGGUGACAACGGCAGAAAUAUGGUAUGA
Molecule: messenger RNA, 423 nt
Organism: Pieris macdunnoughi
Lineage: Eukaryota; Metazoa; Arthropoda; Insecta; Lepidoptera; Pieridae
Source: the annotation of a GenBank genome assembly